Protopterus annectens (West African lungfish) is the source of this 525-nucleotide messenger RNA. RefSeq names its product transmembrane protein 252 (gene TMEM252). Lineage: Eukaryota; Metazoa; Chordata; Ceratodontiformes; Protopteridae. The coding region runs from base 1 to 525 and encodes 174 amino acids. The transcript has 2 exons. The record is from RefSeq and is a predicted model, not a curated record.
AUGGAGCACUCAAAGAUGCUGUUUUCAUUUCUUCGUUACUCGCUGCCAGUACUAGGUUUCUCGGUGAUCUGUCUAGGUGCAUUCCUUGUCUCACUCGGUAAUAGUUGCCAAAGUAACAUAGAACUUAUGUUAGCUUACAUACUAAUCAUUGUUGGCUUCCUUCUCGUGUUAGCUGGCAUUUUCUGGAGUACUUUCUAUGGCAUUAAGCAGAAGAGCUUUACUCACUUAAUGAGACGGCAGUGUCGACAAGUUCCUAGACACAGAACGAUACACAUUAACACUGUGGACAGACCUAGCUUUUACCCUCCUACUUAUGAAGAGAGCAUCACAGUUACCACAUGGUCUAUGCCAGUAUCAGCCAUCCCUGAAGAUGAAGGUCUGUGCAACAUACCUCCCCCGUUAUACAGCGAGACUGCUUCAGUCAUCCUGGAUGAAACUUGCAACAGGGAGGAGCUUCCACCACAGUAUGAUGAGUGCAUGCAACAAGUUCUUACUGCUCCAGUUCUCAGCAGUGGGGAACACUGA